GCCGAGCUGGGUCUGCAUGCAGUCACACUUUCCAGAGGCCUUUAUCCACCGGAGGAGGCAGAGCUCAGAAUCGUCGCCCCCCCCCAGGGAUAACAUCCAGCCGGAGACAGGAGGCGCAGCUAGGGAGCAUCGGUCGUAUCGAUAGGAGUCCCUGAAGAGUGUACGGUUUUAGGAACAGAGCAGCGAUUCAAGCUGGCGGCAGACAAAAAGCAGGCCUCGUCGGAGGAGGGCGAGGCCGACGGAAGACGAGGCGAGCCGGCAGGCAGGAACCCCCACGAGCCGCAGAGUGUGUUGGUGCGCGUCGAGGUGGAGCAGGACAUCCCCAUGUCAGUGGCGCUGCCCAUCGAGCUGGGGCCCGACGCCGCCCACCAAGCCUUUCCCUUCCUGGACACCACCCUGGCCGACCUGGGCAUCCAAGAGUCGGACGUGAAGGAGAGGGUGGUGUGGGUCGACACCAAGAAGACGCAGGUGAAGAACAAAACGGGGAAGCUGAAGGAGAAGGAGACCACCAUCCUAGAGGUGCGAGUGAAAGCCAAGAAGCCCGGAGACAAGCAGCUCCAGGAGGUCCUGUACAGCACGGAGGCCCACACUGACCGCUCCUUCUGCCGGACGGGGAUGGACAUUCAGCCCUGGAAGCAGAGAUCCCCAGGGAAGAAGAGCCUGAACCCCGUGGAGAUGACUAUGGAGUUAGACCUGAAGAAGCGGCAGCCCACCAACACCGAGGUUCAGGAUCAAUGAGACAUCUGAUGCACCACAGGACAACAUCCAUUCAAAGAAAACGGCAGUAGAAGAGAAACAGAUUUAUUAAUAAACAGGGCUGGCAUGUAGUAGAUGUCCAGUUUUUAAACGUACUUCAGAGUUUAAACGCUACUUAACUUUCCAAAGGGGAGGGGUUGAAACAGCUGAACGUAAGCAGAUAUGAAAGCUCGUAAAAAUCUUUGUUACAUGUGUGCAAAUGUUUGCUUUUCCUUUUUUCACUUCCUGCACCACAUACGACCAAAAGACGGGUUUACAGCACGUAUUCACAGGAAGACUUAGUGAGAGAUAACUUUAUUUACAUCAGGUGUGUUUAAGUUACCUCUGCUGUGUCAGGUGGAUUUAUUCCUUUAGUCAUGGAAAAAUAGAGUUUGGACUUUGCAUGACAAGAUAAAGGAAACAGGCACUUAGAUGAGCUCAGAGCAGAAAGAAUGUGAACUGAUCUGGAAAUGAAUCGCUAAUCUAAACUUCGCACAGAUGAGUGGAUCCUGUAAACUUUAAUGUCUGAGUGAAAAUAACUUUAUAUUCUUAGAGGAAUAACAAAACCCAGAACAGAAAAACAGAGUUAAACAGAACAGUGGUGAAAUUUGAACAAUAAAUUAGAGGCAGAUCUUGUGAAAUUGCUAGUGGGGCCUAAGUGCCAGAUGCAUCAUUGAGGGGAAACAGACGUCCCCUGUCCCACCUCUGUGUUAGAGGCAGAGCGCGCUGGGGCUAUGAGGAGCUGACGGCCACGGCGACUUUGGCUCGCUGCUCUGCAGGAAGGGAGGCGGCUGCUGCUUGGAACUCUGCGCCGUGCUUCUGGGCCAAUUCUUUCAUCAGAGCUACCGCACAGCUCUGGGUUUCUGAGGGAGAGCAGCCGAGAGUCAGCGUCGACAGCUAAUCACUGAAGACCCAUUAGUGGAACUCAACAGAAUACUGAGGAGCUCUGCGCGGAUGCAGGCUCUGAGCGCUCAGUGGGAGGAGGCUUUUACUCCCUUUUCCACGACUAACUGCAGAAACUCAACAUUUUUAAACAUCGCUGGAGAGCCGACGUCCCAGAUGAGCGAGCUUUACCUUGAUUGACGUCCUUGUGGCCGACGACAUGGCAGGAAGCAGCGACGACGGGCUUCAUCACCUUCACCACCUAAACACGAGCGCAGCGACGGCUGUUAGAGCUUAUGGACAAACGCACCGACCUCCUGAAACACCAAGCUCCUGGUUUUCAGACGGAUUUAUUCAGAUUCUGCUCUUAUAAAAUGGGCUUUAAUGUUUGACAUAUUUAAUUAAAAAAAGCAUAACUGACUGAAA
Molecule: messenger RNA, 2043 nt
Organism: Fundulus heteroclitus (mummichog)
Lineage: Eukaryota; Metazoa; Chordata; Actinopteri; Cyprinodontiformes; Fundulidae
Exons: 4
Coding region: 325-738 (137 amino acids)
Source: RefSeq, a predicted model, not a curated record